Polypterus senegalus (gray bichir) is the source of this 2516-nucleotide messenger RNA. Its product is annotated as cytochrome P450 2B1-like. The record is from RefSeq and is a predicted model, not a curated record. Gene Ontology annotation, molecular function: iron ion binding; oxidoreductase activity, acting on paired donors, with incorporation or reduction of molecular oxygen, reduced flavin or flavoprotein as one donor, and incorporation of one atom of oxygen; heme binding. The transcript has 9 exons. Gene Ontology annotation, biological process: xenobiotic metabolic process. Lineage: Eukaryota; Metazoa; Chordata; Cladistia; Polypteriformes; Polypteridae. Gene Ontology annotation, cellular component: cytoplasm; intracellular membrane-bounded organelle. Bases 276 to 1754 code for a protein of 492 amino acids.
UAAAAUUACUGACCAAAGCAUUACUGAAUACAGUAAUCACAGUUUGAGUUGGGAGCAUGGGCUGACACGACGAACCCUCUGGAUUGAGACCUAAAUACAAGAAGUAAAUUUGAUUGGCGUGCUGCAAAAGAUCUUAAUGUUACAAACUAGUAUCAAUGACGGAAAUGCCCUUUAACUAUUGAUAAAGCUAUCUCGUAAAUUUGACCGUAUUUAGGGCUAACUUCCUUGUAUUUUCUCUUUCUUUUUUCACCCUUCCUGGCUUUCAGCGCUUGAGAAUGGAGCUCUUUUGGACAUUGGUUCUAUCCGCGAUGGUCUUGGGUCUUUUGCUGUUGUUAUUUCAGGAACACUCGUCUCGAUACCAGAGGAUGCCGCCCGGUCCGACCCCACUGCCUUUAAUCGGGAACAUGCUUCAGCUGAACUCAAAAGCAUUCCAUGAGAGUUUUAUGGAGCUGAAAGAGAAGUAUGGACCCGUAAUGACGGUGCACCUGGGCCCGAUGCCCCUCGUCGUUCUUGUUGGGUUUGAAGCGGUUCAUGAAGCGCUGGUUCAACAGGCUGACGUGUUUGCUGGGAGAGCGGUACCGCCUCUGAUUAAGGAGCUCUCUCUUGACUGCGGUUUUGUGCAAAGCAAUGGAGAACGCUGGAAACAACUCCGUCGCUUCUCCCUGUCCACCUUGCGAGAUUUUGGAAUGGGACGGAGCAGGAUUGAGAAGUGGAUUCAAGAAGAAGUUAAAUAUCUCAUUAAUGAAUUCCGAAAAACCAAAGGAUCUCCAUGUGAACCCACCCUCUUUUUGAACCGGGCUGUGUCCAAUGUCAUCUGCUCCAUUGUAUUUGGUCAGCGGUUUGAUUACCAAGAUGAAAACUUUGUCAAACUCCUGACUUUGGUUGACAACAGUAUGCAUUUGUUCAGCAAACCCAUUACACUGCUGUAUAACAUAUUUCCAGCACUCAUUAAAUUAAUACCUGGACAUUUCAAGAAGAUGUUAUUCAACGUGAAUGAAAUAAAACAAUUUACUUCAGCAAUUAUUGAUAAGCAUAAAGCAACGCUGGUUAGUGACAGUCCUCGGGAUUUUAUAGACAGCUUCCUCAUCAAAAUGAAACAGGAAAGUAAGAACCCUAAUACAGAGUUCAACUAUGACAACUUAAGCAUCAUAAUUUUAGAUUUCCUUACUGCGGGAAUGGAGACCACCAGCACAACACUGCGAUAUGGGCUGCUGAUCCUCAUGAAAUAUCCCCACAUACAAGAAAAGGUCCAGAAAGAGAUUGAUGCGGUGAUUGGUCGAGACCGUGCUCCUGCUAUGGAGGACCGGAGGAAAAUGCCCUACGCUGAUGCUGUAUUCCAUGAAAUCCAGAGGUUCAUUGAUCUUCUCCCCUUAAAUGUUUUGCAUAUGACAACAAAGGACACUGUCUUUAGAGGCUACACCAUUCCAGAGGGUACAAUGGUGGUCCCCAUGCUUCACUCGGUGAUGUUUGAAAAGACAAAAUGGGCAACCCCAGACUCCUUCAAUCCCGGUCACUUCCUGGAUGAAAAUGGCUGCUUCAGAAUGAGUUCCUCUUUCAUGCCGUUUUCUACAGGAAAGCGCAAAUGUGCAGGUGAAGGUCUAGCCAUGAUGGAGCUCUUUUUGUUUUUCUCAACCCUCUUGCAGAACUUCUCAUUUUUCCCCACAGAGGAACCUGCCAAUAUCAGCUUGUCACCAGAUUCCAAGUUAAUUUUUAAAAUUCUCAGGCCAUAUAAAUUUAUGGCCAUUCCCCGAUAGCAAGAGAGUAAAUAUUUGAGAACAGAACUACAUCGAACACAAGAAGAGAUUAAACAAGCAAGCAAUUACAUACUAUAAGAAUAUUCUUAAUUUGAGGACAUUUUCACUAUGUUAAAUGAAGUCUGCCAAUGUCUGUCCUUUUGUUAAUCUUUUUGCUUCAUGAUGUAUUUUGAAAGGUACUAUAUGGAAAAUCUGUUAGUAGAAAACUAAAAUGCACAAAAAGGAAAUUAACAGAUUUCAUUAUCACUACUACUUAGUUUUGGUUAAUUAUUAUAAAAGAAAUUCCCAAAGCAUUUCCUACUCUGGAUUGUAGAGUAAUGCCAAUGACUGUUUUCUUUCCCAGUGUGCACCAGCUGAGAUUCCUUUUGGUACUGUGAACUUUCAGUGCACUUUUUCUUUAAAAAUUAAUUUAGCUUUGUGGUGCCCAGUCGAAAAAUGUCAGUGCACAUUUUAGGAUUUUUAUUAUAAAGGUUUUUCUUCAUUGAUGAUGCUACUUUAUAUUCCCGAGAAGUUCCCUAAGUUUGAAUCUCCAAUUAGUGAGUAUAAGGCAAUGUGUGACAGCAACAUUACCAAUCCUGGAGCAAUGGUGGCGAAAAGUUCUAACAGUAAAAAUGAGUUAAAAAGUCCACAGAGCCUGCCUAUUUAAAGGUGGCACAACGUUUUUUUGUUUACAUGUUCAAAUGAAUUUGAAAUCUGACAUGACUGGGCACUAAUAUCUGUUUUGAAGCUUCAAAACUAAUAAAAAUGAAUUCAUUUGUCAAA